This is a messenger RNA of Acytostelium subglobosum LB1, 1242 nucleotides long. RefSeq lists its product as hypothetical. NCBI's taxonomy places the organism in Eukaryota, Evosea, Eumycetozoa, Acytosteliales, Acytosteliaceae. The coding region runs from base 1 to 1242 and encodes 413 amino acids. The transcript has a single exon. The record is from RefSeq and is a predicted model, not a curated record. Gene Ontology annotation, molecular function: DNA binding.
AUGAAGAUUAGACAACAUAACUAUAGUAAUAGUCUUGAUUUCUAUUAUUAUCAUCAAGAGUUUGAGAAGCAAAGUAAACAGUCUUUACCAUAUGAGGUGCCUGCAGAUCAACCAGGUGUCUUGUCAGAGUAUCUCUCUUCUAAACCAUCAUCAUCAUCAUCUUCAUCAUCAUCAUCAACAACAACAACAACGACAUCUCAAAAGAACAAACAAGAUGUUCGUAAAGAUAAACAUAACAACAACAAUAUCAACAAUAACAACAACAAUAACAAUAGCAAGAAGGAUAAAGAUAAACAACAAGAUAGCAACAACAACAACAACAAACAAACACAUGUAAUAACAACAAAUGGACGAAGAGCAUCUCUAUCGUCUUCAGCACAGAACACUCCAAUUUUGAAAGCCAGUGGCAUGGUAACAUUGUCUCCAAUGUUCCUGAGUCACGAGGCUCAAACACUGUUGGCUCCACCGCUUAUACGUCAACCAGCUGCUCGUCGUGGACCUGGCCGCCCAAAGAAAGCAGAUAUCGAACAUCAAAGACUGUACGAUCUACAGCAAGAACUCAUUGAGGAGGCCGAGUCCGUGGGCAGCGAGUUACUCUUGGGCAGAUUCCCAGAGUUGGAAGACUUGCUUGCAUUGAAUAGCGCUAGGAAGAGAAAGCGCAUCAAGAAGGACAACAAUGACAAUAUGAACGACGGCGAAGAAGACGAUGAGGACGAGGACGAUGAUGAAGAGAGCGAAGACGAUAGUGAUAGUGGCUCGGUUGAUUCAAUGCCCAUUGUCAAGAGGUAUUCAUUUAACAGUAUCUCUGAAGAUGAAUCAUUUGACAACGACGAUCUGGUCUCGUCCGAGAUGGAGAGUGAUCCUGACGAUUACGACUAUCACGAGCCCACAAAGAAGAGAAAGAGAGGUGCGCCCGCUCCAAAGUCGUCCAAUGCACAAACAUCAAACAGCAGCAAUGGAAAGUCGCCAAUACUGAUGGCAACCAAUGGUGGUGCAUCACAAAGCAAUGCAGCAAUGAGUGUGAAGACCAGGGCGGCAGCAGCGGCAGCAACCUCCUCCACCACCGAGUCACUGGGCACGCCAUCAACACCCACCCCUGCAGCAGCUACAGCAAAGCCGACAGCAACCUCCCCUUCUGCCUCCGCUACACAAACUUCACCUUCAGGUGGUCCAACACCGCAAAAGAGAGGACCUGGACGACCUAGAAAGCACCCAAGGUCAGAGGAAGAGGUGGCCAAAUAA